UGACGUUUCCGGGGAGGGGGAGCGGGAGCAGUUCGAAUAUUUAGUUCCCUCCCACCGUAACUUGGCUUCUCCUGGCAGAUUGGCAAAAGCAGCAGAGGAUGAUGGGAAAUCAAGGGGUGGGGCAGACUUAACCCCACAUUUUUAUUACGCCUCAGCCGGCUACACAAGAUCAUCUCCCUGAAACCGCAGAGUAGAUGGACAAUUAAUGCUUCAGUAGCAAAGUUUUUAGACGUGAGAAAUGUCUUCUGAUGAGCCCUGGCUUCCAGCAGAAGAUGACAGUCAAGUAUUGAAACUAGCUAGAAAAUCCAGGGAUGCUCCCUUUGUCCCCAUAGGGCUGGCAGGCUGCUUUGCUGUGGUAGGUUAUGGUCUUUACAAGCUAAAACAUAGAGGGACUCAAAAAAUGUCGGUCCACCUCAUCCACACGAGAGUUGCAGCACAAGGCUUUGUUGUAGGUGCAAUAACAAUAGGUGUUCUAUAUUCUAUGUAUACCGAUUAUAUGAAACACUCGAGCCGCAGUGGACCGAACAAAUGAUCAGCGUCAAAGAAGCAAAGAGAAAGAAGAGCAAAGCAUUUGAUUCAGCUUUAUUUUAGAAUAACUUUUAUGUAUGAGUAUUGAAGAAUGUAUUCCAAGCAUACCACUGGGAUUCCUUGCUAUUUAUUAAAACAGCUGCUAUAUGCUGAAGCCAA
This is a messenger RNA of Rhineura floridana, 687 nucleotides long. It is a transcript of the gene HIGD1C, whose product is annotated as HIG1 hypoxia inducible domain family member 1C. Gene Ontology annotation, cellular component: mitochondrion. The record is from RefSeq and is a predicted model, not a curated record. NCBI's taxonomy places the organism in Eukaryota, Metazoa, Chordata, Lepidosauria, Squamata, Rhineuridae. The transcript has 5 exons. Gene Ontology annotation, biological process: mitochondrial respirasome assembly. The coding region runs from base 239 to 532 and encodes 97 amino acids.